Molecule: messenger RNA, 878 nt
Organism: Brassica oleracea var. oleracea
Lineage: Eukaryota; Viridiplantae; Streptophyta; Magnoliopsida; Brassicales; Brassicaceae
Product: DNA-directed RNA polymerases II and IV subunit 5A-like
Exons: 5
Coding region: 86-706 (206 amino acids)
Biological process (GO): DNA-templated transcription
Cellular component (GO): RNA polymerase II, core complex; RNA polymerase III complex; RNA polymerase I complex
Molecular function (GO): DNA binding; DNA-directed RNA polymerase activity
Source: RefSeq, a predicted model, not a curated record
UUGAAGGAAAGCUUGAGCGCUGUUUCUCUCUGCCUCUCUGUGAAUCGCUUAUUCAAUCCGUCUCCCACGCUUUUUAUCUUUCAACAUGGGUCUAACGGAAGAAGAAAUCAAAAGAAUAUACAGAAUCCAGAAGACGUUGAUGCAGAUGCUCAAGGACCGUGGCUACUUUAUCGCCGAUUCUGAAAUCACGAUGACCCUAUCACAGUUCGUUAGGAAGCAUGGGGACAACAUGAAAAGGGAGGAUCUUGUUACUCUCAGAGCUAAGAGAAACGAUAGCAGUGAUCAGCUCUAUGUCUUCUUCCCUGAUGAGGUGAAAGUUGGAAUUAACACAAUGAAAGUGUACACAAACCGGAUGAAGUCAGAGAAUGUUUACAGAGCUAUCUUGGUUGUUCAGCAGAACUUGACUCCUUUUGCUCGAAACUGCAUUAGUCAGAUCUCUUCUAAAUUCCAUCUCGAAGUUUUCCAGGAGGCGGAAAUGCUAGUGAAUAUUAAGGAACAUGUUCUUGUUCCUGAGCACCAAGUUCUCACCACUGAAGAGAAGAAAACUUUACUGGAGAGAUACACUGUCAAGGAGACUCAGCUUCCAAGGAUUCAAGUGACUGAUCCAAUCGCAAGAUACUUUGGACUCAAACGUGGCCAAGUCGUCAAGAUCAUCCGUCCUAGUGAAACCGCUGGUCGUUACGUUACCUAUCGUUAUGCUGUAUAACCAAAAAGCAGCUUUUGUAGAUUCAGAGUUGAACUCUCAGAGCUGUGAAACAUAAGACGAUUACCAAACUAUUGACAAUGGUUUUUUGCUACAUUUAUUUAUUUAUAUGUGCACGGUUCUUUUUGCUACAUGUAAGAAAUUGAAAACCUUACGAGUAUCUUUUAUUAUUAUA